Phytomonas sp. Hart1 is the source of this 2433-nucleotide messenger RNA. NCBI's taxonomy places the organism in Eukaryota, Euglenozoa, Kinetoplastea, Trypanosomatida, Trypanosomatidae. The record is from the annotation of a GenBank genome assembly.
AUGGGGGAGGAGGAUGACGAGUACUGCGCGCUUUUACUGCAGGUGGCGGAGCUGAAGAGCGAGUUGAGUGGCAUGCUCACACACAAUCAUUUUGAGCGUCGCAUGGCGGAGAGGGAGACGGAAACGCUUGAGCGCUACCUGGAGGAAAAAUUGAGAUGUGUAGAAAAGUUUCAGGAUCUUCAACAAAGACAGCUGUCGCACACGGAGAGGGCAUUGACAUUGCCUAUGAUUAAUACUCUUUCUGAUGGUCUUGUUGGGUUUCACAAACCAUUCUGCCCUGUUUUCUGUGCGGCGGCUCAUGACGCUAGAGUAGUGGCUACUCUCCUAUCUCUGGUCAAUUUGACUGAAAAGUACAAGUUUCAGCAGGCUCAGGCGUUAAAGUGUCACCAUUUGCUUCAUGAUCUUGCGCUCUGUUCAUCAGAAAAUGGAACAGAUUCGCUGGUAAGGGUGAAAAAACUUUCGACAAGGCUCUUACAAUCUAUAAAAGGGUCUUACCAACCGGCGCAUAUUUCAGCUGAGCCACAACGCGGUCUGCGGACGCAAUCCGACAAUGAUACAAGAGCCGUUCUCGCAAAGGAUGAACAUUUUCAUGUUCUGAAAUCUUUUGUGUACGCCUUUCAGCAUUUGCAGUGCAGCUCACUCGAGCGUCAGGAGGCACUUCGUGGACUGUUAGAGGAGCUAUCAUGUCUUUCCACAUGCAGGAAUGAGCUUUAUGAGUUCUGUAGCCGUCAGGCCGUGAAGGAUGCCGCAAUUAAACAGGAACUAGAUGUUCUUUUUUUGCCCACUCAGGAGUGGGGUUUGAUGGCCUCACAGGCGAUGCUGUGGGAUGACCAAAAGUACUUAAGCAUCUCAGCAGCCUUAACAACCCGGCCGCCUAUUACGCGAAAUAAGCGGCUGAAAUGGUACCUGAAGGAACUGCAGACUGCGCUCACAACCUUGAUUGUCGCCCACGCGAUGGAGUUGGAAUGCAAGGAUCCCAAGUCAAUCAAUAUGUCGAACGCGGCGGCUGCCGCGGAUGAGGCUGAGAAAGAGGAAGCAAGGCUUGAAAAGCUUCAUGAGAAUCUUACGUUAGAAGUUAUGUUUCUUCGGAGAAAACUAAGGGAGAUGGGGGAUUUACGUUAUUGGCAGCAUGCACUAAAUGACUCAACAAGGUCUGAGUCUCAAGACAAUCAUGUACCGGUUAAUGAAACCUUAGGUAUUAUUGGAGGACUUCUUUUGUCCGAAUACCACAAGAAGUUGGAGGCGCUUUUUUUUUCCUCAUCGCCCGAGGGUAAUGGUGUGGCGAGUGGAUCCUUACCACCAGCUUUUAGUAACCCUGACGGAAGUAUCGUUUCAUCAGAAAGGGAUUCCAUGCCGUGCACCUGCGGAUCUCCUGAUCUGAAUCAAUCAAUGCAGCUCCUUCUGCUUCAUGAACAGGUGGAAUCCCAUCAGCAGUCCUUAUCAUCCCUGCUCGCUGCAAAUGUUAGACUCAUUCAAUCCAUAGGUAACGUGCGUAUGAUCUAUAGGUUCGCAACUGAUCCGGAAAAGGCGGAAUCUCUUGUGAACGCGCUGCUCACGCGAUGCGGCUAUGGCUUUUCUUCGCAAGACGACCCUAGCGGGGAUGAAGAAAACCUUAACUUUACCUCGUUUUCCUCCUCCUCCCUGACUGAUCUCCAAGAACGCGUUCUAGAAACGCAUCGUCAGCGGCUGGAAGCACUGCAGGCGGAAGCUAACGCUUGUCUGGAGCGGCUUCAGAACGAGGUUCACCAACCGCAUCUUUAUUGUCGUGUAAAUCUUUCCUUUAUUUUGCGUAUCCAGUAUUUAUCCGAUCUCCGUCGACUCACCACCGUCGCUGGUAUGCACUCCGCGGCGUUUUUAUCUUCUGGUGAGGGAAUACCCCAAUUAUUGGGCCGUCUAGAGUCGAAUGGAAUACAGCUUCCUUCCUGUCCACCGGUUGAAGGCGAAUAUAACGACGAGCUAAGUAUUCCAGCACUUCCUAUAGGCACAAGGUCGCUUCAAGAAGAAUUUAGAACUCUUUACAAUAGAAAAGUUGACUGCCAGAAGGAAUCUUGGACAACUAAUCUGCGAGAGUAUGCUUCUAGCCGUGAAGAGCUCGAGUGGUACGAGCAAUUCACAAUGGAAGAAAUCCCCGAUGCGCUUGAGGAGGCUAAGAAAGUUCAGAAUCAGCUAAAGCAUGAUAUUACAGCCGUACAGCAGAGUCGUAAGCAGCAGCUUCUUAAGAGAGAGAAAGCUUCUCAAUUGGACAAAGCAUUUGAGGAGAUUUUGGUGCACCAAAGAAAUCCAUUGCGAGCUCGCGUCGAUGAGCUGAGGGUGAAACUCCAGCGUUUGCAAGAGGAAAAGGAAGCCUCCAUGGCAAAAACGGACCUUCAAGCUACCCCUGACGUUUUCCCAGACAUGGGUGAUGCUGUGCAUUCUUGCCCAGAGGUAGAAUAG